GCAAUCGAAAGGAGAAAAGUAGGAAGGGAAACUUCAAUUUUUUUUCUUAGUCAGCCAAAUUUGGCCAUCUGGGACUCUCCUCCGUCCGGUCCCGUCGUCCUUCCUGCACCCAGCCAAGUGAGACAUUCGUCUCCAGAAAUCUAGUCGGGAUCUGGUCUUUUUUUUCCCCCCAAGGAGAGUCAACAUGGCGAGCCCCCUGUGGUUUGCAGUGGCGGCCCUGAUCCUGAUGUCGCAUAGCGUGAUUUCCCAGCAAAACGUCUGCCAAGCGCCCAAAGGCAGAGACGGGCACCCGGGAGCCCCUGGGCGGAACGGAAGAGCAGGCCAAAAAGGAGACAUGGGCGCCCCAGGGUUGGGGACCCGGAGCAGCGGAAUCCGGGGCCCGAAAGGCGAACCUGGGGAUCCCGGUCUUUCGGGAGAACCAGGAAACCAAGGGGUUCGAGGUCCGGGGCCCCCGGGACCCCCUGGAGAAGUGGGGGACAGGGGUCCGAAGGGCCAAGUCGGAAACAUCCAAGAUCAGCCCAAGACCGCCUUCUCGGCUUCUCGCAAGAACCCUUCUCCGGUGUCCCCCAAAACCGUGGUUUUCGACCACAGCAUCACUAACCAAGAUAACGCCUACAGUACCCAGACGGGGAAAUUUACCUGUAGGGUUCCGGGGUAUUAUUAUUUCACCUAGGUGGUCUCCAAAGGAAGCCUGUGUCUGGAUCUGAUGCACCGGGACAGUGCGGUGGCCACCUUCUGCGACCAGAGCCAGGGUCUCCUGCAGGUCAACUCGGGGGGCAGCGUCCUAAACCUGGCUCCAGGAGACCAGGUGUGGCUGGACAGCAACCCGCCAGGUGCGGCCAGCAUCUACAGCGAGACGGAUGCCGACAGCGUCUUCAGCGGCUUCCUCCUGUUCCCCACCAAGGCUUGAUCGAGCUCAAGGAGCGGGUUGAAUGCAAUGCUUUGCUCGCCUACGCUACCCCUGCGAGGGAGGACGGGUCCCCUCGAACGACAGGUGUGGGGGGGUGUCCGGUGUUUCCUCCGUGGAGGGGCGGAUCCUUCUUGCUGCCCAAUAAAAUCUUGUCAAGAUUGAAAAGGCAAA
Pantherophis guttatus is the source of this 1081-nucleotide messenger RNA. RefSeq names its product complement C1q A chain (gene C1QA). NCBI's taxonomy places the organism in Eukaryota, Metazoa, Chordata, Lepidosauria, Squamata, Colubridae. The record is from RefSeq and is a predicted model, not a curated record. Gene Ontology annotation, molecular function: protein binding.